Lactuca sativa (garden lettuce) is the source of this 2098-nucleotide messenger RNA. Its product is annotated as LEAF RUST 10 DISEASE-RESISTANCE LOCUS RECEPTOR-LIKE PROTEIN KINASE-like 2.4. NCBI's taxonomy places the organism in Eukaryota, Viridiplantae, Streptophyta, Magnoliopsida, Asterales, Asteraceae. The record is from RefSeq and is a predicted model, not a curated record. Gene Ontology annotation, biological process: protein phosphorylation. Gene Ontology annotation, molecular function: protein kinase activity; ATP binding.
AGAACACAGGUGAUAUAUAGAAAGUGUCUAACUAAUAAUCCCUUUUCCUUGUUGGACAUUUGAAAUGAUUCUCGUAUUUUUUUUUGCGUCAGCUCUUCUCUCAUGUCUACCUUUCCUUCACUCUGCUACAAACCACAACACUUCCAUUCCUAUCUGCCCAAAAAGUUUCAGCUGCCAAAAUUUGGAACCAUUUAGUUACCCGUUUUAUAACGCCAAUGACACAAAGUGUGGGUUGAUUAAGGUCAAUUGUACUUCAAAUGGUACAAAUCUGGAAUUCAGAGGAGAUUCAUAUGAGGUUGGUGGCAAGUUUGGACCUCAGCAGUGUGUCCUGGUUCGUAACAGAAAGUUUGAAAAACUUGUAAAUGAUAAAAAGUGUGAGGCGUUUACGUAUAAUUUCGCUUCUCCGUUUCCUCUUUUGUAUUCUAGUUUAAGCACAUCCUUCACCAAUGUCUACAAAUGCAGCAACAGUACCAAUUAUGCUGAAGAAAUGGAUGCUUAUUUUAACCAAUCUACUUACAAUAGAUACACCAGAUGCAAAGCACACAAUUUGUAUUAUAAGUCUAACAUAAGCGAUACAACAGUUCCAACUCAUCUCCCACCUAUAUGUGAAAUCAUACAGCUGCCUGUGAAUGUGCAAUUUAAUCGCACCAGAAUACCCGACAAAACCGACAUAUUUUCUCUUCUUGGUUUUGAAUUCACCCUUACAUUUAAUUUGUCAAGUUCUUGCGAUGAAUGUCGCAAUAAAGACGGCCAGUGUGAUACUCGAGAUGGACAUUUUCAGUGUUUAGGCACCAAAAAAGUUGCGGCAGAAAAACGACACAGAAAACAGAAACAGAUUCUAGCUCUUAGUAUAGGAUUUGUGACAAUGAUGGUUGUGAUAAUCGUAUGUUUCAUAUGGAAACUCUCAUGGCGCGUAAAGACAAAGAAGUGUGUUAAUGUGGAAAACUUUCUAGAAAAUCAUGAAUUUCUUGCGAAAAGGUAUACGUAUUUGCAAGUAAAGAGGAUGACAAACUCAUUCGAAAUCAAAUUAGGACAAGGUGGAUUUGGUUCGGUGUAUAAAGGAGCGUUAACUAAUGGAAGUUUAGUGGCCGUGAAGAUCUUAAGCGAAUUGAAAGGUAAUGGUGAAGAUUUCAUAAAUGAAGUUGCAAGUGUUGGUAGAACUUCCCAUGUAAAUAUUGUAAGUCUUGUAGGAUUUUGCUUUGAGGGCCAUCAAAGAGCAUUAAUCUAUGAGUUCAUGCCUAAUGGAUCACUUGAGAAGUUCAUAUAUGACCAAACAUUUUUGAGUAAUAGCCAACUUGGAUGGACAAAGUUGCAUGAGAUUGCUAUCGGAAUUGCUCGAGGCUUAGAAUACUUACAUAGUGGUUGCAACACACGGAUCUUGCAUUUUGACAUAAAGCCCCAUAAUAUUCUUUUGGAUCAAGAUUUUUCUCCUAAAAUAUCCGAUUUCGGCCUUGCCAAGCUAUUCCCCGAGAAAAGAAGCAUGAUAUCUAUGUCCCAUAUGAGAGGAACACCAGGGUAUAUUGCUCCUGAACUCUAUUCUAGGAGUUUUGGGCAGGUAUCGCACAAAUCUGAUGUUUAUAGUUAUGGGAUGAUGAUUUUGGAAAUUGUUGGAGGGAGGAAAAAUAUUGAGGUUGGAGUUGAUCAUACAAGUGAAAUAUACUUCCCGCAUUGGAUAUACAAAAAGGUUGAAUUAGAUGAAGACUUGGAACUACAUAUGAGUACGAGCGAUAAAGAAAAUGAGAUGGUAAGAAAAAUGAUUAUUGUGGGCUUAUGGUGCAUACAAACAAAUCCCUUGAGUCGACCAACUAUUACGAAGGUAUUGGAAAUGUUAGAAGGAGACCUAGAAUCAUUGGAAAUUCCUCCAAAACCUUAUUUAUCUUCUCCAUUAAGGUCCGUCGUUGGUUCCUCAUUUACAGAAUAAGUGCAUACGUGUUCAUUUACAGUAACUUCAAUAUACAUUUUGUCAUGUAAGUUAAUCUCGACACUAUUGUAUCCUAAAUUUGUAGUCAUUGGCUUGUGCUGAUCAUAAUACAAGCCAAUAUCAAAGUUUAUUGGCAAUUACUAGGCCCUUGAACAUGUUAAAAGGAAGCAGGUUUGA